This is a messenger RNA of Hydractinia symbiolongicarpus, 3839 nucleotides long. Its product is annotated as putative leucine-rich repeat-containing protein DDB_G0290503. The record is from RefSeq and is a predicted model, not a curated record. The coding region runs from base 102 to 3767 and encodes 1221 amino acids. The transcript is spliced from 3 exons. Lineage: Eukaryota; Metazoa; Cnidaria; Hydrozoa; Anthoathecata; Hydractiniidae.
AUAUUUGAAAAGUUUUGAUAUCAUGUCUUGCACGAUGGAUCAAAUUUAUUUUCAAUAUUCAUUUUAAAGAAUGAAGAUAUAUAUGUAAAAAUUUAUUCAAUAUGACACGAGCGCAGAAUGGUCGGAAGUCAGAAAUGGGGCUGACUGCAUCACAAGAAGAUAAAGGAAGCAGCAGCACAACACAAUUAGAUGGACGUCUACCUCAGAAGAAAUUGGUUUUGCAGCCUGCCACUACACAAGGAGGCAAGUAUCAUAAAAUGAAUUUAGAGAUAUACGAACCAAAAGAAAAAUUCAAAAGCAACAACAAAUACUUACAGAGGAUAGAAGAAAUUGAACACUUAGAAGCAGUUUCUUGUGUUAAUGGGUUGAUUAACAACAUAGAAGAUAAGCAUGCAGUGAUUAAAGCAAAUGAAGAGAAGAUUGAAGAACAGAAAUAUCGGAUUGGAAGGCUGGAGCAUGAUUUGAACCAGUAUAAAUUAUCCAUAGCUGCGCUAGAUAGGAAAUAUAGUAAAAGUCAGAUGCGAGCAGAGAAAUUAGAUAGUCAGUUACGUGACUGCAAAUCUGAUGUUCAAACCAAGGUGGUGCAUAUGGAUAAUCUUAAAAAACAACUUGACGAUUCAAUUGUUGGUGUGGAAUCUUUAACGCUAAGGAACAAAAAAUUAGAAGUUCAAAUUAGUGAAGCUGAAACCCACAAUCUUAACACGGUGAUUGAGUAUGAAAAGAGAUUCAGUCAGAUGAAAUGUAAAACAGAAUUGUUGGAAAAAGAAGUCCAAACAUCUUCUUUUAAAUUGAGCGAGUUAAAAAUAGAGAAUGCAAAGAAAGAAAACAAAAUACAGGCAUUGGAAGAGAAAGGAAAAUUGGAAGAACAAACGAGUUCAGCUGAGCUUCACAGAUUGUCGGAGGAAUUGGAUAACAUCCGCUUGAAAUUGCAUGACAGCCAUAUAAUCCACGAGGAUUUGAAAAUGGAAAACCAAAAUUUAAACGUAAAGCUAUAUGGUCUUCAAAAAGAACGCUCAGAAGAGAAAGAUAGGUUAGCGGAAAAUGUGAGGAAUUUAAAUAAAGAGAUUAUCUCUUUGAAGGAGAAACAGAAAGAAAUGAUAAAUAACGAAAAUAUUCACGAGGAAGUCAGAGUAUUGAUGGAUAAGGUUAAAAAAGAUCAGGAAAUGUUAGAACAACUCAAGAAAGACAUGCGAGUUGAGAAACACGUUUUUCAUGCCUCGACUAAUACAAUGGUGGCGAUGCGUGAGAGGUUACCGCCCGUUGCUCCAGCUGCCAACGCCCUACUUACACGGCUACAAGAGUCGCAAAGUCGAUUAUUUGAGACGUUGGGAGAUUUAGCAAUCGAAGAUGCCGAACGUCGAAUGGCAUGGAAUAACAUUAAACACGAAGGAGAAUCAAUCGACAAAUUAAGCACAGCGUUUAAAUACCGCGAAAUCCAGAGGCAAGAAAAAGUGAAUAAUGAAGACAUACUGUUAAAAAGUUUGUCAAGGUCAAACGAACAAAAUGCAAACGUAGCAAAAGAAAAUGAGAUUCUAAAAGCAAAUAAUGUUGUUUGUCGAGAGGAGAACACCAAGUUAGCCGAAACCAUCAGAAAGUUGGAACAGAGAUUGAAAGAAACUGAUGUAGAAACAGAAAAGCAGGCCACUUUAAAGAUCAAGAUUGAGGAACUGACAUAUGAGAUGGAAUCGUUACAACGCAAAAUUGAAAGAUUAGAAGAUCAAAAACGAGAUUCUGAGCACUGCAUAAAUUUGCUUAACAACGAUAUCGAGCAUUACAGAAGAGCUUCUGUAACUUUACAGAACAGCUCAAAGCAAUGUUGUCAUUGGAUUAAGAUUAAAAACAAGAGAUUAGAAGAAAGGUUGAUGGAAAUGGAAGAAGAGCAUCAAUAUUUUCAAGAUGUCAAAAGGAAAUACCACAUUAUGAGAAAAGAAUUGCUGAAGUGUAAAGAGGUAAUAAAAGGGCUGCGAGAAAGGAUAAUGGCAGAAAAAAACGAGACAGACGCUGGAAAUGUAGCUAUCUCAGAUAAGCACAUUAUCAAUCUGCAAGUGCAUGUUGAUAAGGAUGAGCAUAAAAAACAAAAGGAAGAUUUUCAAGUUGAACAGUUGAAGGAGGAUUUGAACCAUUUGCACCAACAAAUUCUUCUGCUUCGCGAAUGCAAGGAAAAAGAUGAUUCCACCAACGGCGCCGCAAGAAUAGAUAAUACAAAGAAACGUAAAGAUCAAACUACUGUUGCUGAAUCACACAUUACAUCACUGCAAAAAGAAAUGGAAGAGAUGCAAAAAGAGAUUCUGUUACUGAAAGAGAAAAGGGAACCAGUAAGAAACAUCACAGAUGAAAAUAUGGAAAAGGUAGAUGGCAAUAACACGAAGGUUGUUAUCAAUGAAACAAAAAGUUCGGAGAAAAUAGAAAAAAAGGAAGAAUUGUUUAAAAUGCGAGAAAAAGAAUUUGAAAGUUUGCAGUUGGAAAAUACUAGACUAGAGAACGAGAUGGAAAAACUUAAGGAAAGUGUGAAGGAAUGUGAUUUAUCACGAGAGAUGAGUGAAUCCAAGUAUAAAAAAAAAAUUACGGACUUGCAAGCUGAACUUGAUCAGUGUGGUGGUAGCAGGCGGGAAGAAAUUGAUCUGUUGAACUUGAAAAUCAAAGAUAUGAAUUCAGUAAAACAGAAAAAUGAAAACGUUAUUCGCAAUUUAAAAGAACAGAAAGAUGAACUUCAAAUGAAUAUCAGAAGAAUGGAAAGAGAAAUUGCUAAUUUCAAACAAAAACUUGAUUUUGUGGAAUCAAAUAGAAAGCAAAGAGACAAUGCUGAAUAUUCUGAAGAAAACAAUAAUCGAUCCAAAAAGUGCAAUGAAGCUAGUAUAAUGAUAGCCCAGAAAGAGACUAAACAAACGUCUGAUGCUUUAAAGAAGGCAAGAAAACCGAUCUGGAUGACUGAGCACUAUGAGGACACAGUAGGUGAUGUAAGAGAUGGUUAUUUAGAAUCAAAACAACCACAACAGUGUUAUAAAAGGAAGAACGCAAAGGAAGAAAGCGGCAAUUCUUCGAUCAUGAAUGCACCAAUGAAAUCGUUCGGGAAUGUCAAAUUAACUAAUCAGAAAGCAUUAACAUCAAACGAGCGGGAAGCAGGUAUUGUUGGCUUUGGGCGGCGGCGAAACAUUCCUGCAUCUGAGGGCGACGAGGAAAGCGAUGAAAAUUUUUUAAACAUCGGCACACCAAUCAGAUCUACAAAAACUCUGAAAACAUCCAAUCAAAACGCUUCGUCAUUUAAAAAGAGUACAGUGAGUUACGGCCGUCGUAAAAAUUCCUCUCCGUGUGACGACGAUAGCGGAGAAAGUGGCGACGAUUUUCUGAACUUGAAUACACCAAUAAAACCAUCCAAAAAUAUGAAACCGUUCAAUCAAAAAGAUCUAACAUCAAACAGAUCACAUGCAUCAAACAUGCAGCGAGGUAAAACAUUCGACGUUGGAACACUUGAUGAUAAUGAUAUUUUCUGGAGCUUGAAUGCGAAGGCCUCUCAAAGCUCCAGACAAAAAAGACAAACUGAUAUAGCGACUCAUGAGAACAACGACAAUUCGUUUCGUCGAUCGGUUGUCAAAACAACAGGCUAUCCAACGCGUCGGUCAAACUUGCAGAUGUUUGAAGAACAGUCCACUACAAAAGCAUAUAUUGCGCCGGGCCAACCACGACUUGCCACCAAUUUUGUGAAGAAACAAACGUCGUCAUGGUCCGAUGAUGAGGAAGAACUCAUUGCAAAGUGUUUGACGAGAUAGAACAAAUUUAAAUUCAGUUUUAUUUAAUAAAUUUCUAUAAAAAAUAUCAAAUGGUAGUUUCCAUAUUCCCCU